Messenger RNA from Saccostrea echinata, 1074 nucleotides. RefSeq names its product cadherin-related tumor suppressor-like. The transcript is spliced from 7 exons. Gene Ontology annotation, cellular component: cell-cell junction; plasma membrane. NCBI's taxonomy places the organism in Eukaryota, Metazoa, Mollusca, Bivalvia, Ostreida, Ostreidae. The record is from RefSeq and is a predicted model, not a curated record. Bases 1 to 1074 code for a protein of 357 amino acids. Gene Ontology annotation, biological process: homophilic cell-cell adhesion. Gene Ontology annotation, molecular function: calcium ion binding.
AUGCCACACCAAUUUCUUCACAAAGGAGAAAACAGUGUAUUGUGGGGGCAAAGGGAGAGUAAACACCAGUUUGCACUGAAAGAAAGCCCUCGAUUGUCUCGCAUGUUUUAUUCAAAUAUCUGUGAAACAGACAGUUUUUUCCAAAUUAAUGCAAGUAAUGGAAACAUUUCUCUGAGAGAUGGUCACAGUCUGGACAGGGAAAAUCUGAGUGUCAUCACAUUAGUUGUCAGGGCAUACCAGGUGGAUAAGCCUGAAUUUCGUCGUGAUGUUACUACUGUACAGAUCAACGUUACUGAUGUCAAUGAUAAUCCCCCAGUCAUGUCUCAGACGAGCUAUACUGCCUCCAUUCCAGAAAACAUGAAGAAUGGGCAGGUUGUCACAUGGGUAAAAGCCACAGAUGCUGACGAGGGACCAAAUGCUGAGUUUGUUUAUAUAUUGGAGAAUUGCAACAAAUCUUUUGAAAUUAACCAAACUGGAAGUAUUAUUGUAAAAGACAGUACACAGCUGGAUAUGGAGGAAAAUCAGCAAUUUACCUGUACAGUUUAUGCAAAAGAAAGCCAAACAGCAGAGAAUAAAAGCAGUAACAGAUCUUCUUUGACAAUAAGCCUGACUGAUGUCAAUGACAACAACCCAGAGUUCCACAACAAAAGCUACAGUUUUAAUGUUACAAGGAACCCAUCUAAAAAUACAAUCAUUGGACAGGUGAAAGCAGAAGAUGGUGAUGUCUCAAAGCCUACAAAUGGAUAUGUAACCUAUGAAUUAAGUGGCCAAAAAGAAAAAUUUUUUCAGAUUAAUAAUAAAACUGGAGAACUACAUCCUAUAAGUAAUCCUCUGUAUGGUUGUGAUGUAUCCAAACUCCCCAAAUCUGUAGAGUCAUAUGUGACAGCAUCAGACAAUCCCAAAGACUCGACCACUAAAAGGACUACAACAGUGAGAGUGUCAGUCAAUAUACAGACAAAUCUCUGUUCUCCUGUCCUUUCCAUCUUGGAGAAUGUUUCCCGUCAUUCAGUACCAGAGGACAUACUACCAGGAACCCCACUGGUCACCAUUCAGGUAGAUACAAAGCUAAUUUGA